AUGGGGGACAGGGUCUGGGCCAACAUCGGCGUCAGGGGGGUCGAGGCACGUUUGGAAGCUGUGCCGCAUUAUGUAGCACAGCACAUGCCAGCACGAUUCCAUACACUUUUUCAGGAGUAGAAAAUAACCGUGCAGUCGAGGCAGCGCCAUCUGCACAGCAAAAAUUGGAGUGUUGAAACUUCAGGGUUAAAAAUUUCCGAGUUGAUUUUCACUCCCAGAGUGUAAUUUUAACACAUUCUGAUUUAAAUGGUGUUCAGUGUUGGAGUUAUUUGGCAGAGUUGAUCAUGUCAGUGUUAACCCAACUCCACAGAGAUGUAAUUAAGCUCCGCCCAUGCCUUUCACUUCUUCGGUUAGAGACAGAGAAGACAAGUCUGCGCCAUUUUCUACCUCUCAUGCAGUACUACACGGUAAGUGCAAUUAAGUUAAACUCACUGAAACAAUUAAAAAUUGAUGCUGAGAAUUUCAGUAUGAACAAUUAAAUAUCUACAGAGAAUAUAUGCCUUACACAGCCGUGUUUGUUGCCAGGACUGAACAGUACAUUUGUCCUCGUGGUUAGCUAGCUAGUUAGCAGUGUACGGUAAGCUAGCUAACAGUUUGUUACUAAAACUAUCUCCAACUUUAUCAAUAAUGAUUUAACAAUUCAUAGGCAUGCUCAAAGCUAGGAAAUACAAAGCAUUAUGAUUUUUAACUAUAUAAAAUCUUGUUUGAGGCUGGAGCUAACGUUUUUUUUUCCUCUUUGAAGAUCAAAGGGACCGCAAAAAACGUGUCCCAACAUGCAGACGGUGUUUCAGUGUCUAGUUCACGUGUCUAGCUAUCCAUCAGAUUCUAUGACCUGCAGUGUUGGAAAAAGUACUCAUUUACUUAAGUAAAAGUAUUCAAAAUGCUGGUCCAGAUGAAGUACAGCCAACAGCAGAAGUAUGUAAAGUUGGAUGAGGAUGAAGGACUGUUUGACUUUCUGCAAUUCCAUGAAAAAGGUUAGUAUGGCUUACAAAAAAGGUCUUAAACCACAUCCAUGUUCUUUUUAAAGCUCUUUACAUGCCUUUAUCAGACUCUUAUACUGUAAAUGGGUGUAAAUUGCUAAACAUUUUCAGUUCUGCAAUGUGUGCUUCAUGUAAGUGUAAAGUGUCAAGUGUAAAGUAUAAUAUACACCAAAACAGUCCAGAAAAAAAGGCAAUCAUCAAUUUUUAAAUUUGGACUUGGAAGGGAAUGGGUUUUGUGAGGGACAAAUGCUCUAUGUCUAUUUAAUGAUUAUACAGUCUUGGAUGUAUGUAUUUAACAUGAACAGUUAUUGGCUGUGAGGCAAGAAACAGUGCGGACUUCAAAAGCACAUUCAGUUUGACCUUAUCUAUUCCAGCCAUGGAGAGAUUUGGCCUGCCACCUGAUGCAAAUGUUAUAUACAAGGAUGCAACAGGGACAGAAGUUGAUGCAGAAAUAUUCAGCGACCUCGUUGGACAAGGCAAUGUGGUCCUGACAGUUUUCUCAGAUCAGGGUGAGAUAUCAAGGCAGGUAUAAUAAAGCACUCUACACCUUAGUAUAUCAUUUAAUAAUUUAAAUGUUCUCUAUUGCUUUAGAAUUCUCUGAUUUCUCCUUGUCUUCUGAGACGUCUGACUCAAGCUUCAGCUCAAGUGCAUCAACUAUAAUCCUAGAUGUUCCGAACAAGAGACAAAGAAUUGAGGAUACACGUGAUGCUGUGUCUGCUAAACAGGUUGCUUAAUGCUUUCACAUUUUUUCACUCUGAGUCACUAGAAAAGCUGUUUAUCACUAUGUUUUGUAUUCUCAUGUUUUUGUUUUUUAUUAGUUGAUAGAAGCUGUGCCAAGAGGCAAGUCCGGAGGUGAAGAAGUACUACAGGAGUACCAAACAACAGAAACCCUAACAGAUGCUGCAAGAAGACAAAUGGUUAAUAUCCUGGUGGCUCACAUGAUUGACAAUCAUGGGUAUGUUUGUUUCACAUUGUUUUUGUUUGUGUCAAAUAAAUGCAUGACCAUUGCAUAAAUGUACUAAUUUACUAAUUUAAUAUCUCCUCUCAGGCACUGCCCCACUAAAACAAUCAGAGAAGAUUAUGCACGUGGGAUAGUGAUGCUGUUCCCUUCCCUUAAGGAUCCAUACUCCAAGAAGGGCUAUGUAAUAGGCAUUAUUAUUGUUUAAACUUCCAUGUCAUGUUGUGACCCAAAACUGUGUGGAUGACAUUGAUAUUUGAAUUCCGUGAGAUUUCUCAUGAGCCUGGUAUUACAACACAUUUCUUUUUUCAUUUCAGGAACACUUCUAUGAUGCUGCAAGCAGCACAGGAUACAUUUCUUGGCGUCUGAAAACAGUCCAGAGGAAGAUUCGUCAAGGAUCUGCACAGCCACCAAAAAGCCCAAUUGACUUUUCUCCAGGAGGCCCAAAUUGCCAAAGGACUGUUGAUGUUGAAGGGCAGCUUGAUGGUGAUGCUUGCCAAGAGGCCAUGUCUUUGCUUAACCAUACAGCAGACAAUUCCCUGAUUUUCCAGAAGAUGAUAGAGACCUUUCAGCAUCGUCAGAAGCUUGUUAAUGACCCAGGCAGAAGUGUUGAUAUACUCUCCAGCUUCCCAAGAUUUCUGGAUACAAAAGGAUUGGUGGACCAAGACUUCACUCUCCUAUUUGACGAAGACACAUCAUCCAGGCUUCUUCAGAAAUGGGAUUUGUUCUUCAAGCCAAAUGUCAUUAAAGAGGCUAAGCGGCUCACCUCAACACCAGAGUUGCGUCGCUUGGUGCAGUCAGCAGAAAGUCCCCCAGGAAGUGAUCUUGAUGAUCAUUCUUCUUGAUUAUUCUUGUCUCUAAUGUUCAGUUUUCUGAUCUCAACCAUAGUCAUGCUGCAGUUUGGAGGAGCAUCUCCGCAACCAGCAGGGUCGGCAGCCGUACCUCCUCGCUGUUGGGCGUCAGAAGAGCAAGAUUGACAGCUUCUACAUCACCAUGGAUAAGCGUCUCAUCCCAUGCAAGGCAAACUGCUCCCUCGGGGCAUGUGAUGAACUUUUCAAAGCACAUUUUGUGUUUAAUUUGUCUUACGAUGUGGCACUUUUUAUACAUUCCUGCAGACAACAGUGUAUAACAUUGAUGUGGGGAAAAUGAAGGAGUCACCCAGAGUUAAAGACUUGAGAGCAAGACUGCUUAACCAGCCAGUAGCAUUCUCACCCUGUGAGUAAGAAGCUAUAACAAUGCUGACCUGUUUCAUGUGUCAGAAAAAUUAUCCCAGCAGUCAGCAGUUGAUUUCACAUUUAAGAGUUGAACAUGGUUACUAUCCUGGACCCAAGUUCAAAUUGUUUUGUUCUCAGCAAGGCUGUAGGCAUCAGUUUCUAACAUAUGCAGGUUUUCGAAAGCACCUUAAUAGUGUUCAUAGCAUUUUUCAGCAAACUCAAACUUCAACUGUUGCAUGUUCAUCUAGUGAGCCAGUUGCAACUUCAUCUCAGGCACAUACUUUGGAGGACCAAUUUAUUCCACAAAAUCAAUGUAGUUCUUCCAGUAUUUCUUCUGAGGCCAAUGAUUCAGGACUUACUAAAGAUCCAACUAAAGAAAUGUGUGCAUCCAUCGUGGCCAAAUUACAGGGGAGUGGGAUAUCCAACAGUUUGGUAUCCUCAAUUGUAGGAGAUUUGGAAGAACUAACGAGUGAACUUCGCUCACAAGCAAAGCAUACAGCUAUUUCUGCUUUACCUAUAACUGACCCCAACAUAUCUGUGAUAAAUGAAUCUUUUGAAGAUUAUGAAAAUACGUUUUCAAAUCUGAAUACAGAAUGGAAACGAAAUAAAUACUUCCAAAAAUGGGGAGUUGUUGAGCCAGUAGAAAUAACACUGGGAGUGAGAAAUGACAACAGGCGAAAUCAGAAAUCCGGUACUUAUGAUCAAGUACCUGUGAAGGAUACUUUUAUCUAUGUGCCAAUUUUAGAAACAUUGAAGUUCAUGUGCAGAAAUCCAGACAUUUGUGUUUUGCUAAAGAAGGAGUAUAGAUCAGAGCCUGACACUUAUACUGACUUUUUUGAUGGAAGUUAUUUUAAAACCCACCCUUUGUUUACAGCUAAUAAACAUGCAUUGCAAAUUCAACUAUACUAUGACGAUUUUGAAACAGCCAAUCCCCUUGGCUCCAAACGUGGAAUACACAAAAUUGGCUGUCUUUAUUUUGUUGUAAGAAAUUUGCCCCCAAAAUUUAAUUCGGUUUUGAUGAACAUUCAUUUGGUAUCACUUUUUCACACACAAGAUCUGCGCAAGUAUGGUUUUGAUGUUAUACUAGAACCGUUGAUAAAUGAUGUGAAAAAACUAGAAAGCCAAGGGCUAAGUCUUCCAUUUGUAGAUGAGCAGGUAUAUGGUACAAUCUGUCAGAUUACUGGAGAUAAUCUAGGGAUGCACACAAUUCUUGGUUUUAAUGAGUCAUUUAGUAGCCGUCAUUUCUGUCGCCUUUGUUUGAUUGAGAAGAAUGAUUGUCAAACGGUAUACAGUGAGGAUGAUCCUAAAGUGAUCCUUCGUGGAAAAGAUAUGUUUGAUAUGCAUUGCCAGUCUCUCCAGGAAAACCCACAAUUUAAGUCACUUUAUGGUUUGAAAAAAAGAUCUGCACUUAAUUCAUUGAAGUAUUUCCAUGUUUGCAAUAACUAUUCAUUUGAUAUCAUGCAUGAUCUUCUUGAGGGUGUGGUUCAGUAUGAGAUCAAAUUGCUUUUUGGAUAUCUCACACAACACUUUAUGUCAGAACAAGACUUGCUUUCCAGGAUUUAUGGUUUUGAUUAUGGAUUUUUAGAACGAAAAAAUCGUCCUACAAAGAUUAUUUUGGAGAGUGCUGGCAAUGGCAUUGGUUUGAAUUCUAUUCAGACAUUGUGUCUUGUGAAAAACAUCCCACUGUUGUUUGGUGAAAUUAUUCCUGCAGGAAACAAAAACUGGAAUUUGUUACUGUUGUUACUUCAAAUAAUGAACAUAGUUUUUUCACCUUCUCUCACUCUAGGUAUGACAAUAUAUUUAAAGCAUUUGAUUGUUGACCACCAGAAACUAUUUAAGCACUUGUAUCCACAUAGAAACUUGAUACCUAAGCAUCAUUUUAUGAUCCAUUACCCAUCUUCUAUAAGGAAAAUUGGCCCCUUAUUAUAUACGUGGUGUAUGAGGUUUGAGGCCAAACACAAGCUGUUUAAAGAUUCUUUAAAAAAUUUCAAAAACAUAACCAAAUCGCUUGCUAUAAAGCAUCAGAUGGCCAUUGCUUAUCACUGGGAAACCUUCACCCUCAAAAAAAAUGAGUAUGGGCCCAUUAAAUCUUUUCUCUUCAGAGAUGAGAAUGUGGUCAACAAUGAAAUGCUUGAAACAAUCUUGUCAAAAGAUGUUUUCUCAACUAGUUGGGUUAAAGUUGAUGGUGUAGAGUAUAAAGCUGGACUAGUUAUUUGCAGUGCAAUGGAAGAAGACAUGCCAGUCUUUUGUCAAAUAAGUGAUGUACUUUUGGUUGAAGAUCACUUAUUUUUUUUGACAAACAAGCUAUUUACAGAGAAUUUUGAUGACCAUCAUCAUGCAUUCAGAGUAUUACGAAGUGCGGAAAGAUGUUUACUAAAAAUGUCUGAGCUUAAAUUUCAAAAACCGUUUGAUAUUCAAAGCUCAUACAAUGUUUCGGAUGAAAGUUUGUACAUUAUACCUUCAUUCACAAUGUUUUAAUUCAACUGACUGCAAGGGAGAAAAGGAAUAAAUAUUUUUGAAAAUGU
Gasterosteus aculeatus aculeatus (three-spined stickleback) is the source of this 5677-nucleotide messenger RNA. Lineage: Eukaryota; Metazoa; Chordata; Actinopteri; Perciformes; Gasterosteidae. The record is from RefSeq and is a predicted model, not a curated record.